AUGCAAGUCCUUCUCAUUGCUACCCUUGUCGCCAGCGUCCUCGCCGCACCCACUGAGGUUUCUCCCCAGACCAGCGGCGGCGGCGGCGGCGGCGGAGGAGGAGGCGGCGUCUGCCGAGGUUUCCUCUACUCCAACCCCAUCUGUUGCGCCACCGACAUCCUCGGCCUCGCCUGUCUCGACGGAGAUACCCCCCCUGAAACUCCCCGCGAUGCCAAGAACUUCAAGGAAAUCUGCGCCAAGAAUGGCCAACAGGCCAGGUGCUGCGUUCUUCCCAUUAUUGACCAGGCAGUCCUCUGCAUUCGCCCCCUCGGAGUUUAA
Molecule: messenger RNA, 318 nt
Organism: Cordyceps militaris CM01
Lineage: Eukaryota; Fungi; Ascomycota; Sordariomycetes; Hypocreales; Cordycipitaceae
Product: Hydrophobin 2
Exons: 3
Coding region: 1-318 (105 amino acids)
Cellular component (GO): extracellular region
Source: RefSeq, a predicted model, not a curated record